UUUUACCAUCAGUUCAAGCCCAAAAGGGAACAGAUUUGGUGUGACAUACACAGUGAUGAAGCUUGUAUGUGUUUGCAGUACACAAGCCACAGACGGUUAAGACGGCAUUACGCAAAUAUCAUAUGAUCCCUCUAAGAGAACAUGCAAACAUUAUGGAUGUGUUAUUUUUAAUGUUAUUUGGACAUUGUAAAACAAGUAGUAAGUAUUAUACAAGUAUUUAAAAAAAAUUAUAUAACCAUACAACUAAAAUGGUACAUGAACAACCAUUAUUCAUUUUGCUGUUUCUUACAGUGCAAACACAAUAACAAUCAAGACAAAACCCCUGUAGAAGGCUGUGGUCCACAAAGCCUCAAAACUCCACCGCAAUUAUGUUGCUGAUUGGCAAGGCAGCUUGCUUUAUGCAGACACAGCUGCGCUGAAGCAGGUGCAUUUGCUGCUUGUGUGUGGCUUCGCUAGAACAAGUCCAUCCACAGGCUCCUUCCUCUGUAGAACAUGCCAGAAUAACAAAGCAGACACAGCAGACUGCUGAUGCUCUGAGAAACUGCCACUUGGACAGGUGCGAGCGUUUAAUGUAAACAAAUGCUUUAACCUACCCCAUCAUAUGCGGCUCACCAUCAUUCGAUAUCCAUUAACGGACAUUUUGGCAGUUUUUAUUGGGUUCCAUCCAGCUGCCUACAUAAACAGGCUUUCAAAGACUUUAAGAGAUGCCAUUGCAUUAAAAUGUAAAUUGUUUCGAAAUGUCACACUGUGACAGCAAGCUUUAGAAAGCCUUGUUUGUGAAAAUCUCCCUUUAGCCUUUGCUCAUUAGCUUGUUUUAAGGUUACACAUAGGUUUGAGAAGUUAACUUUUGUUUGAGAAUGAUCCCUGUAGACUUCACUCUGGGGACCAUAAACUGUAAAAAGAAAAAGAAAAAAGAAAACGGAAUUAGAAAGAUGGAAUGACACGUCUCUACUUCCUUACAAAGCCAAAAGCCAAAAUGUCUGAAAUAUCGCCGCUGUCACCUUGUGUUGACAACAUCAUUUGUAGCCCGAGUCUAUGCUGUAGUGAUCGUGAGGUGGAGCAGCAGUAUCAAUGUCCUGCCCAGAUUCCUGCAGACCCAAUCACAAGCACACAAUCAUGACACCACACCACUUUUUUAUAGCAUCAAAACUAAAACCGAACUUACUAGAAAAACGAACAUUUGAACAUUCAUCAACUUAAAAUGAUAGAAACUAUCUUCGGGUAAAGUACAUUUGAAGUGUGAUUUGAUUUUUAGUUUGGCUCACAUCCCAUUCAUUCAUUUACAUGGAUAGGGCGGGGUUUAUGACUUAUAUUGAAGCCCAGCACUAGGGGGCAAGCUACAUUUUUUUGUUUGUUUUUAGGGAUGUGUGUGUCACACUUGGUGAGGACGAUGGGCACGAAUAUAUAGCUCUAUGAAAUAGCUCACAGCAGGGAUGUAUCUAAUAAAGGAGAAACAUCAUCACUUGUCACUUUAUUAGUGUGUGUUAAACUGCUGGAACUUAUUGUUUUUAAUGUUUUGCUGAGUGAUGGUUACAGUUGUCAUGAAACUGACAACGGCAAUGCUAUUUCUAGUAGACUCUCAGACACACACUUUUUCCCCCCCAUGGCUCUCUAUUUGUUCUGAUGAAAUCAGAAAACAUCAUCCAAACAAAUGUUAGAAAGUUAUAUUAGGACGGAUGAGAACUCAGAGUUCAGAGUUAUAUUAUUGUUCAUUAAAAUUUCAAUAACUGUCUAUCUAUUUAUAUUACAACUAAUAAUAAUAUGGAUAUUAUAACCUACUAAUAAUCUUCACCUUUCAGUUUUGACUUAGAAGUAUUCAACUACAUACUUGUUCUCCUGAUAAACUUACAACCCAAAAAGGGAUUUCGCUGUAAAGCCUUAGAAGAGUUCUGGGAUCUCCAAAAGACCUUUCAGUGAUCAGUUUAUCUACAGCUCAUCUGAUCAGUUCACUCCCUCUUUCACCAAUUGUUCCCUCUAUUGACAAAAAAUUUAUAAAGUGCAUAUGAUCUCACACAGACAACUACCACUCCUAAGAAAGGUCACCUUCUCCUUUGAGUAAAAUAGUGUGUGGUAAGUAGUUAUUCACACAUAAACGUCACUAAGGUUAAUGUCAAACCGUCUAAAAACGCACGGUGGUGUAAAACAUCUGUCACUGCAGAUAGCUAAUUAUUGUCUGAAUGUGCCUGAAGGUGUGUCAGAAAUUCUGUGUUAUCUUCAUAAAUGAUUGCCAGCAUGUCUCCACCAAGAAACACAAUUGCACAAUCGCCAAGUAAACACAUUGCAAUUCAAAAUGAUAAAUGGCCUGAAACAGAAUAAAAAGGGAGCAGAGAGAUGCGAUUUAUGCAUUAAUCAGUGGAGUACAGAAACAUCAAUCUAACUGAAGAACUGUCCAUUAAUUCCAAUCUUGAUGCCUCUAGACCCAGCUCAGGAUUGGGAUAAUAGCAGAUGGACAGUAUGGUCCAUCAGGCCUAAAGUCUUUAUAGUAGUGUCAAUAAUACUGGAGUCCCUUAUGCCUUCAGAAGUAAUGAGACAAAAGCCCCAACCCUGAAAGAGUAAUAUCAUUCAUUAUCCUUGACUAACAGGCUCUCUCUGGCUCCAGUGAGGGGCUGUUCCUGCAUCCUGCUGUCAUUAGCCCUAUGUCUUCAUGGACCGCUGAUGCAGAGCCAGUGUCUGGAUGGUGGAGGACCAUGUCUCUGGUGGACUGAACUGGACAAAUGUGGCCUGACCUCUGUCUAUAUAUACAUAUAUAAUAUGACUGAAUUCAUACAGUUGCAUUAGGUUGCAUCUAUAAGUCAUUUUUAGAGGUGAAAUAGAGGUAUAAUUUCUUGCCCGUCUUCCACUGUUUGGACAAAUAAAGUCCUGCGCAACUGCCAGAGAUGCCUCAAAGCAUACUGAUUGGAAGAAAUGCACAAGCCACACAUUUUUCUGUUUAUAGAGCCUACGGCCAUCACAGACACAAACGUGACUUCUCUGUAAUCCCAUUCCAGUGAUAUCAGUUAGGAUGUAGAGCCAAAAUGCAUUUCCUUACAAGGAAGGAAACAAUUGCUCAUUUUCACUAUUUACAGCAAAAACACAAACAUAAAAACACAGAUUAUGAUACUACAGAAUCACCCCCACAAAACAUCCAACCCACGUGCUUGUAAACCUUCGGGGAAGACCUCCCACACACAUACCCAUGUGCACACACUCUAAAGCGCAGUAGGUGAAUGCUAACCUCUGUGAACAUGCAGAGGUGAUAAACAACCCACUCAUGCAAGCAAACACAUAGCAGUCUGGCAACAUGGAAAAGGAUGCCAGCUGCUUCGCACUGAAAAUGGCAGAAAAUGAAAAGGAAACUUCUGUCCCUUGACCCAUGUAUUUACAUGUGGAUCUCUCAUAAUGAGCUGACAUGAAGAGAGAGAUACAAUGAAAACAUGGACAGCGCCAUUAUCAGCUUAGCUACUUUCUCUGUUUCAAGGCCUCCGGCAGGAAGAUGUUGCGUGUAUAUAUUUUUGCGCUAAGUGAGUGUGCGUGCAAGGCCUCAAAAUAAAUAACUGAUAGAAAAGGGAAUUGUUAGCAGGAUAAUCACAGGGGCUUGGGCUAAUUGGAGAGUGUUUUUCACCUUGUUGCCAAGUGCAAGAGCAUUAAAAAAUGGUAACCAGAGGGGAUGUGAAGUAUAGACCAGAGACAAGGGAGCUUGAACAGCAACACAAGACAGAUUGUUCCAUUUAUGAUAAAAUUCAAUUAACGUUAGACUUCCUUCAGAAUGAGGGGGAAAAAAUAACAGUCACAGAUGAAAAGCUAAACUGAGCUCUCCAAAGCCCAAAAGACUUUAAGGAGGGAAUUCAAUAAAAAUCAAUUUUGCCGUUUAUUUGCACAUGUAGUCUUCAAUGUUUUAGCAUCCAAAUUCAUUAAAUUUAUUAUGCAAAUAAUCUUAAGGUGCAAAUAUGCCUAAUAAAUGUCAUAAACGGUGCAAAAUGUACAUGCUGCAGACUAUUAAAAUCUGCCAUACUUUACAGUGUCGCUCCACUACUGCACCUAAAUAGACUCUUUAAAAUAAUGAAAAAAAAGAAAAGAAAAGAAUGCUAGACUAUGUCAAUCAAUUGUUUGAAAUUGCAAAAUACAUGAGGGUAUAUUCAAGUUAAUAUAUUCCCCAGUCAUCUCACUGGCAAAAGUAUUUCACUUUACCUGAAUUCAUUCCUAAUUUAUAGUCUACAUUUAACAAAUUCAUUAAUUUAAAGAUAUCUCAACUCAUAUUGUAAAUGUAUUAAAUGUUUUGCCACUUGGCAAUAAAAUAUCACAGACAAGUACAGCAUUUGUUCAGCGAAUUUGCCCCUUUUUUGGGUUUGAAUUUGGGUGAGAAACUGUUAUAUUUAUAUCUUGAAGUUUUAUAAUUUGCCUUUAUGAAGACAUCGAGUUAUGACUUGUGAUGAAAAUAUGGCCUUCAUAAGCAUGUUGAGUUUUUUCAUGGCUGUGUUUUUCAGUCUGUGCUUUUGCCACAGCCUGUUGGCUUGCUGCAGGAUUCUCUCUCUUCUCUCUUCUCUUCAUGCUGAAUUAUUAAAAAGCAUUUUGAUUCACUGAAUGAUUGUGAAUCUAGGGCUACUUCUCUUAGCAGCACAGUCGCAGUGCUUGUUUUUCGUUCUUCAGCUCCUCAGCUUUCUGCACCCUGUUUAGUCACGAAUCAGCCCUCUUUUUCAGAGAAUUGCUACCUGUCGAAUGGGGUAGGCGUUUUCCCUCCAAAUAUGUACCCUUGAUGUCUACCCCCUGCCUGUGUGCUGAGCUAUUUCUCUACAUCUACAUUCAGGUCAGCCUAUGGUGAGAAAUAAAUAAAUAAAACAAACAUAUAAAUAAAUAAAGUAAAAAAUAGAGAGAUCUUUUCAUUCCCAGAAUGCAUUGAGAACUGCUUCGAAAAUGGCACAGGAUUCUUAAGUAUUGUCCCUGGGGAUGUAAAACUCCUUCCCAGACUUUCAAUGAAAAAAGAAUAGAAAAUAGCCUUACACAUUCCUUGCUUUCCCUCCUUGCUACACACAUUUGCAGCCUAGUUGAUGACAGAGGCAUUACUAGACCCAUUUUAAAUACCGGUGUCCCAGUAAAAAAGUAUUGGUAAAUCUAUAUAUGUGAAUGACGAUUACCACAUACUGAUAAUCACAGACUGGAUAAUCAUUUUUUCUGAUAACAUUUAAAUAAUCAAGUUGUGUUUUUUCUUUCUAUAAACUCUUUGAAACAUAACUAGUGAUGCCUCAUUUGCAAAUUAAUCACUAUUUUCAUCCAUUUCUUCUAUCAUUUGUCAUGAUUUAUCAGCUCAUUAUCGCAUGUGCAAUAGUUCGUUAAAGCUGUGCAAAUAUCUGUAUUUACAUAACAUUUUGGGUUGUAAAAACAUUUGUAUUUGUUGCAACUGCUCAGCUGGCCCCCAGACAAUACCACCUGGCUGGUGGCCCCAGGUAAUUUGAGUUUGAGACCCCUGGCCUGUGAUCUUCCCCGAACUGAUGCAGAAUGCAACAUGCAUUGAUCAAAGCUGUAAGCACAGUGAUGCUCUCCAUGCUUAUGCUGUAUUCAAGUCAGUGAAGGGAAUAAAACAAGAUCCCUGUAGACAUUACGAUGGCUAGCGUUAAACAUAGAUAACAGAAUGUUGUUACUCGCAGAUGCUUGUACAAUACGGUACAUCAUGAACUCAAAGCAACUUGUUUGGCAAGCAGAUGCAGAAUUGCAUUUACUGAUCAAAUUAAACGCAUCUGUCACAUAAUGGGGAAGGAAAAAAGGCAUGAUGUGAGCAGCAGUGUUGUUUUAUGAGAAAACCGGUGGCAGUAGCGUUUCCUGAUAUUUCUCCAACAUGGCCCAAGGCUCUUUCUAUUGCAUGAACAUGAGGCAGUGAUAUGUCACAUACCUGUAGGAGUUCUAGAGGGGACAGAGGCAGCAUGGAAUAUUCUCAGGUCAACUGAUGAUUUCACAUGACAGUGACACAGUUUGUCCUUAAAAAAAGGAUUUUUAAAAAUAUAUGUAACCCAGUUAGGGUUAUUAUGUUGAGUUAAUGACAGAAUGGGUUAAUGAUGGGUAAAAUAAGCAAGUUAUUAUUGAGUAAAUAAUAUCUAAUUCAUGAGAAGGGUUAAUUUGGAAUACAUAAGAUGGGAGUACAUCAUUUAUGCUUAUGUACAUGUAUUAUUUUGUGUUUCAGUUGAGAACUAUAUUUUAAAGCACUGUUUCUUUAAGAAAUACGGUGAUACUUAAAGUUUGUAUGUAAUGCACUUGCAGAAAAUGUGCUUUUGCCUAGCAAGUUAGUAUUAUUUUUUGCUGAUAGGUUGAUGUUUUAUUUGUUCCCACCCUCAAGUGUGAGAGUGUGAUUCUGAUUGGAGGAGAAAAAAAAAGGUGAACAGAGAGGUACGCACGAGAGUGUUGUUGAGAUGGUGGAGAAGAAAAUGUACAUGUAAACGCUGUAUAAGUUGUUGAAACUUACAUUUCUUCAAAUCGGAGAGUUUAAGGACAUUCAUGAAAGUGUAUGCACGUUACUCUGCACGAGUAUAAGCCGGUUUUCUUUUGUAGUGUUGAGUUCAGUUGUUAAUGUGAGAAUACAUGAUAGAUAAUCGGACAUUCAAGUACACUGGACUGCAUUAAAGUUUAUUUUGUUUCAUCUAACAAGUCUUGCUGGAUCAACAAAGACCCAGAUAGCGUUCUAAAUCCCCGAGUGAUUUAGAAUUCCUCUGGCGCCGUGGGACAUGAUCAGCUCAACAGUGUCAGGCUGUGGCCUGGAGUUCCUGCUGGUACUCUGUGGGCUGGAGCUCUCCUGGUCCUGCCCACGUCACUGCAUUUGCUACAUGGCCCCCAGCACUGUCAGCUGCCAAGCCCACAACUUCCUGUCCGUCCCGGAAGGCAUUCCUCCACACAGUGAGCGCAUCUUCCUCCAAAACAACAAGAUCCAUCGACUACUGCGGGGCCACUUUAGCCCUACCACAGUCACUCUGUGGAUUUACUCCAACAAUAUCACAUAUAUCGAACCAACUACUUUCCAAGGGUUCACCUUGCUGGAGGAAUUGGACCUGGGAGACAAUCGCCACCUACGUUCACUAUCUGCAGAAACAUUUCAUGGGCUGGGCCGGCUCCAUGCCCUCCAUCUAUACCGCUGUGGCCUCAGUGCAUUGCCGAAUAACAUCUUCCAGGGUCUCCGCAAUCUCCAGUAUCUGUACUUGCAGGACAACCAUUUGGAGUAUCUGCAGGAUGAUCUUUUUGUGGACUUACACAACUUGAGCCACCUGUUUCUUCAUGGGAACCGUCUGUGGAGCCUGUACCAAAAUACGUUUAGAGGACUGGGGGCUUUGGACCGGCUGCUACUGCACCACAACCAACUUAAGUGGGUGGACCGCCUGGCAUUCCAUGACCUGCAGCGGCUCACUACCCUAUAUUUGUUUAACAACUCCUUGACGGAGCUAGCUGGAGAGUGUCUCACCAAGCUGCCUGCACUGGAAUACCUUCGCCUAAAUGACAACCCUUGGGAGUGUGACUGUAAGGCUUUAUCACUGUGGGACUGGCUCAAAAAGUUUCGGGGGUCCACGUCAUCAGUUGGUUGCGUGGCACCGGCAGAACUGGCAGGCAAAGAUCUGAAGCAACUGAAGAACGAGGACUUCCCAAAUUGUUCCGGAUCUGAGUCCCUGCACCAGAGUAAGACUAAGACUUGGCCAGGAACAGAGAAAGUCUCACUGAAGCAGGAGCCCCAUCCUGCUCAGCCUCCACAAACACACCCACACCACCCCCAACUGAAUGAACAAUACCCUUCUCCUCCCUCUCCCCUGCCCCAGCCACCCCCUGCCAUAAAUGGUGUACAAGCAGGACCGGGAGGGUCUCCGGACAUGGUCCCUGCUCAGAGGCCCGGCCGGUCUCGGAACUGCACACGACAGCGUGUCAGGGGCAGCAAGGGAAAAGGACCUAACGAGGUCCACAUCUUAAAGGAGAUGGCGGAUAAGGAGUACUCCUCUCCCGAUUUCACAGGGAAAUAUGAUGAAACAUCUGCUGAUGGUUCAAACACACGCAGAAAGCACAAAUGUACCCCCCGGACCUCUGUGCGUCCCCCUAGUGGGGUCCAGCAAGCCACCAACUGGGGACACUCUCAUCAUACACAUUUCUUUCUUUCUAGUAUUCUGGGACCGCUUGUGCUCAUUCUGCACUGAACUCUGAUGCUGGACCAUCAAUGCUCCAGCAUUCCCAGGCCUACUAAGUGUGUGUGUGCGUGUGUGUGUGUGUGUGUGUGUGAGUGAGUGAGUGAGUGAUAAUGUGUGCUACAUUUUAUGAGGAGCUUUGCCAUUUAGACUGAAAUUGAUGAAAACUGAACACCAGAUGAUAUAAAUUCCAAAUUUGGGUUGGGCAAUAAGAAGAAUAGUGAAGCAAAUCGAACAUGCUUGCACUGCCACUGUUGUUGUUGUUGUUGUUGUUGUUUUUUUCAUUGUUCUGUUUUAAAAAAAAAGAACAAUUACAAUUUCUAAAUUUAAAACAAUUUUAAUGAAAGAAAGCACAGAGAUGACCAAAUAAAGGUGUAGAAAGAACACGUAAUAGGAGGCACAAGUUAGCAACAUAAAUGGAGACUGUGUAUAGGAAGCAUAUCCUACUGCUUAAUUUUUCUUCAACAUUUCUAACAACAAAACAAACAUACAUUAGACUAUCAAAUGGAACGGAUGCUCCUAAUUGUAUAUGUACUUCGCUCGUUGUUAAAUAUAUCAUAUUAUUGCCAAAUAGAUGCACAAAUAUAUCUGUGUAUAUUCUCCUAUGUUCAGGAGUUUCAACAACUGGUAGGACUUGCUUUCUUCACUGUGGGGAUAUUAUUUAACCUCACAGAGUGAUGUGAAUCAACAAAUGUAUGAAAUGAAAAAGUGUUAUAAAAAGUCCUCCUAAACUGAAUAGCCAGAACAUGAGCAGAUACAUUCUCCUUACCUCAGAAAAGUUAUAGCCUAAAUAUAACGUUAUUUUUCUUUUUUUUAUAUUACUUAUUUGUUCCCCCUCACACCUUUCAAUAACUUCCUCUAAAAAGUGACUUCAGGUGAAUCAUUCUUGUUUUUGGAUUGUAUUGUUUUAUAACAGCACAUAAAAGCCAAUGGUUAAACUAGCUGCUAUAUUGUUCAUAGAAGCAAAUGAGACCCAUUUUACCUCAUCUGCUUCCAAAAAAACACUAUUUGUGUGUGUGUGUGUGUGUGUGUGCGUGCGUGCGUGUGUGUGUUCAGUAUAAAAAAGCUGUGAAAAAAAUAGAGUUGUGUUUGUUUCAUGUCCUCAGUGUUGUUUGUUUUUUUUUGGCUGUGACUCACAAAUGGACUGCUGAUCGGGGGCCGACACCGGAGGGGACACAGGUCUAAUUGAAGUGAACUAUAUUUUGAAAAGCACCUUCAGCUUAAGCCCGCCAUUGAAAACAUAGACACCUCUCUUUCUUAGAGUGGUGUGAAAUCAACAAGUUUUAACAAGACAGACAAGAAGAAAAGAAAACAACUAUUAGAAAAAUACACACACAAAAACAAAAUGUUUCUUUAAGAGACUUGAUGACAAAAAGCACAUUUCAAAUAAAAAAAGAAGACCUUUUGGAGUCAUGGGCCUGAUUGAUUUCCUCUACAGUGUCUGUAAAUGCAAAUAGGAGUCCAGGAGAGGGACAAUCCCAUGAACACUCGGGACACUAUGGAUUACAGUCUGCUCCUGUUCUAAGACACACUUUGUAAAAAAAAAAAAAAAAAGAGAGAGAGAGAGAGAACUGUAUCAUCACAAUCUGCAAUGGAAAUAUUUAUCAGUACUGACACUGAUAUCAUUAUGACAUUUUUAAUCACAACAGGAUUCCUGAAUCACUGAAGAACCUCUCUUCAGAAUGCAAUUAUUAUUUUUAUUAUUAUGAUUAGAUCUUUUUUCAAGAUUUUCUUUUGUUUACACAUUUGUUUGUUAUGUCCGAAGGGCCCAAUUUUCAGACUAAACUGCACAAUCCGGUCUCCCCUCAUCCCUCCCUCCCAUCCCUUUCUCUCUUCUGUGUAUCUCCAUCCAAGUGAUAUGAUGGUUUAAUGAGUUGUUCUCAAAAAAAAGAAAAAAAAAAGAAAAGAAAAA
This is a messenger RNA of Carassius gibelio (silver crucian carp), 10035 nucleotides long. RefSeq names its product reticulon-4 receptor-like 1. Bases 6690 to 8135 code for a protein of 481 amino acids. The transcript has 3 exons. Gene Ontology annotation, molecular function: protein binding. NCBI's taxonomy places the organism in Eukaryota, Metazoa, Chordata, Actinopteri, Cypriniformes, Cyprinidae. The record is from RefSeq and is a predicted model, not a curated record.